This is a messenger RNA of Lindgomyces ingoldianus, 4758 nucleotides long. Its product is annotated as vacuolar protein sorting/targeting protein 10. Gene Ontology annotation, biological process: Golgi to endosome transport; Golgi to vacuole transport; protein targeting to vacuole. Gene Ontology annotation, cellular component: membrane; Golgi apparatus. NCBI's taxonomy places the organism in Eukaryota, Fungi, Ascomycota, Dothideomycetes, Pleosporales, Lindgomycetaceae. The record is from RefSeq and is a predicted model, not a curated record. Gene Ontology annotation, molecular function: protein binding. The transcript has 4 exons. The coding region runs from base 249 to 4649 and encodes 1466 amino acids.
AAACAUUUUCGCGCUCUAUUAUUGUGCCUGGACGUUCGUAAAGUGCCACUUCUCUCCUACCAGCAAGGGCCCCUAAAAACGGUGCGUAGCGGUGCGGCGCGUCUGCUGUUUCGUGACUGCCAAGACUGCUUUGGGGCCGUUGCCUUCAGCUUCGAGGCUGUGGACGACGAAGCAGCCAGCUGUCAACACCAUCAUCUCCAUCGUCCACCCUUCCAUCCCCUACUCCCGUCCCCUCCCCUCUAUGCAUCAUGAGAUACCUUAAGGGCAUACUGCUGCCCGCCUUGCUGGUAUUGGCAUCGUUCGCCUCGGCCAAGAAGGACGCACCUCUCAUCGAAACCACGCCUUUUGAUCGCGAGCUCAUUAGCCUCUUGUAUUUUGAUGAUUCCGAGGUCAUCCUGUCCUUCGAAUUCGACACUGGUCGAAUAUGGCGGUCUAAAGACUCUGGGAAGAAAUGGGAACAGAACAAGGACAUCCAGACGCUCGGCAUCCUUAAAAAUCCCUUCAACAACAAGGUUGCCAUAGCCGUUGGCCAAACGAAACACUAUAUUACAUACGACCAGGGCGAGAGCUGGAAUGAGUUCGACACAGAGUUUCCUCCGUCUAUGUUCGGGUCUGGGACACCUGUUAGUUGGCACCGAGACGAUUCUAAGAAGAUUCUCUUCAGCACGUUGGAGGACUGCAUAACUGCACCGUGCCUUGGAAGGACGUUCUACACAGAAGAUGGCUUCAAGUCAAAACCGAAACUCCUUCGCAGCGAUCGCAAAAUGUGCAUGUGGGCUAGAAGUUCGGAUCGAUUCCUCCUGGAAAGCGACAAGCACCAGAACCGCAUACUGUGCAUAACGAAGGGUAAAUACUCCGACAGGCCUAAAGAUUUUAGGCUUCUGAUGUCUGAUAAUUAUUUCAAGGACGGCGACGAAAAGGAGCCUGUAAUGUCAUCUGGCCGGACUGUCUCUGGAAUGGCGAACAUGGCAUCCGUCAAAGGCUACCUAGUAGCUGCCGCCAAAUCUGAUCACUCUAGAGAACUUGCCCUUUAUGUCACGGAUGAUACUGAGAUAUGGCAUCGAGCUGAAUUUGGAGAGGGAAAGAUAGAGGAAGACGCUUAUACCAUUCUUGAGUCAACAAACUAUAGUAUUCAGGUUGACGUGGUGACCCAGAGGCUAGCCUACGUUGGUUCUCUAUACACCAGCAACUCCAACGGAACAUAUUUCACAAAGAACAUUGAUCACACCAACCGCAGCCCGGAUGGAUACGUCGACUUUGAGAAAGUAGCCAAUAUUCAGGGUAUUGUUCUGGUCAACGUCGUUGACAAUGCGGACGAGCUGGCAACGGGAGCACGCAAGAAAAUCAAGUCGAAAAUCAGCUUUGAUGAUGGGAGAACGUUCGAGUCUCUCAAGGCUGGAGACGACGAGAUUCAUUUGCACUCGGUUACCGACCUCUCAAACAGUGGGAGAGUGUUUUCUAGCCCCGCUCCAGGUAUUGUUAUGGGAAUUGGCAAUACCGGAGACUUUCUGGGUCAAUAUACUGAUGGCGAUCUCUAUGUCUCGGACGACGCAGGGCUGACUUGGACCCUAGCUUUGCAAGAAGCGCACAAGUACGAAUUUGGUGAUCAAGGGUCCGUCUUGGUAGCCGUGUUCGAUGAAGGGGAGACAGACGAGAUUCAAUAUUCACUCUCUCACGGUCAACCGAAGUCGUGGAAACCGAUCAAACUCAAUUUUAAAUUUCGGGCUCGUGAGCUCACUACUGUCCCAGAUUCAACCAGUCUCAAAUUUGUCCUCUACGGCACGAGGAGCAAGAAGGGCGGAGGCAGAGAAUAUGUUAUAGUUCAUCUGGACUUUGCAGAGCUUCACGAGAGUGAAUGCAAGGACAGCGACUUCGAGCCAUGGGAAGCCCGCAAUGGGGAAUGCAUUAUGGGCCAGAAGCAAGUCUUCCGUCGACGGAAACGGGAUGCCGAGUGUUUCAUCAAUGAAGAGUUCAAGGAUCCCGUUCCAGUUCCCGAGCCCUGCGAAUGCGACGCAGUCAAAGAUUUUGAAUGCGACUUCAAUUUUACACCAAGCGGCACGGGUAACGAUAAAGAGUGCACACCCUCCGGAGCGUUGACUCUCCCCAAAGGAGCGUGCGAAGGCGACGCAAAGACCUAUAAGGGGCCUUCUGGUUGGAGGAAGAUUCCAGGAAACCAAUGCAAAGGCGGCAAGACUGAUAAACUCGAUGAUAUCGAACGGGAUUGCGACGAGUGGAAGAAGAAACCGCAAAGCAAUAAGAUCACUACCAAAUUCACGAGCUUCAAAGGCUCCAAAUUCCUUGAAUAUUAUUAUCUCGAGCGCGGUACCCGGAGCCAGGAUCAUGACGAGACCGUAGUCAUGCUCACGGACCAGCGUGAAGCAUGGAUUACGCACAACCACGGCAAGGAAUGGACCAAAGCAGUUAAGGAUGACGUUGUAGCGAUCUACCCUCACCAGUAUAACAACGACCGAGUGUAUUUUCUCACUGGUUCCAAGAAAGUUUGGUAUUCAGUUGACCGUGGCAUGAGGGACAGCAUUCAUUCAUUCAACGCGCCGACCAUGCCCAACACUGAGACCCUUCAGAUCAUGCAAUUUCACCCCCACGAAUCUGAUUGGAUAAUCUGGAUCGGGGGUGAACAUUGCAAGAAAGUUAACGACCCGGAAUGCCAUACCCUCGCGUCUGUUUCUCGCAAAAAUGGCCUGGAUUGGGAAAAUCUUAUGCCCUUUGUCAAGAAAUGUGCUUUCGUUUGGAGGGAGGAAGGACGUGCAGAAAAGCAGGAGCUGAUCUUCUGCGAGCAACAUACCAAGGAAGAGAUGGGUGCACCACUUGAACUCCUCUCAAGUGAUGACUGGUUCAAGACCAAGGAAGUCAAGUUCAAGUCUGUGGUAGAGUUCGCAACGAUGUCCGAAUUCAUUAUAGUUGCAACUAAGGGAGGUGAAGAUGGCAAGUCGUUGAAGGUUGACGCCAGCUUGGAUGGCUCCACCUUUGCCGAUGCAAAAUUUCCGCCAAAGUUCAAUGUCGAUCAUCAAACUGCGUAUACGGUUUUGGAUAGUUCAACCCAUUCGAUAUUCCUUCACGUUACCGUCAAUCCUCGCCGAGACCAAGAGUACGGCUCUAUCAUCAAGAGUAACAGCAAUGGAACGUCAUACGUGCUUAGUCUUAACGCAGUCAAUAGGAACACUAAAGGUUAUGUCGACUUUGAGAAGAUGCAGGGCAUUGAGGGUGUGGCUCUGGCCAAUGUUGUGGCAAACCAGGAGGAGGUGGAUGGUGGAGCCAAGAAGAAGAAGAAGACUGUGAUCACUCACAACGACGGCGCAGACUGGAUCUCACUCAAAGCCCCUGAAAUAGACUCCUUGAACAAUGAGUACAGUUGCGACGUUACGGAGACGAAGAAGUGCUCUUUGCAUCUCCAUGGCUAUACUGAGCGCGGCGACCCGAGGGAAACUUUCUCAUCUCCGACCGCCGUGGGGAUAAUGAUGGGAGUUGGGAAUGUUGGCGAACAUCUUGAUACAAUCGGCGAGGCAUCCACCUUCAUUACCACAGACGCAGGCAUUACAUGGAAAGAGGCAAAAAAGGGAACGUAUGUGUGGGAAUUCGGCGACCAAGGCUCAGUCAUUGUCCUUGUCCGAAGAGGGGAAGACACAAACCAUCUCUUUUACUCCGUUGACCUUGGUGAGUGGAAAAGAUUCGAUUUCGCCGAUAGACGUAUUCGGGUUGACGCCAUCACCACGGUUCCGAGCGAUACGUCUCUCAACUUUCUCAUCUGGGGUAAAGAUGGAAAAGAGCUAGUCACCAUCAAUGUGGACUUCUCUGAUCUUAAGGAAUUCAAAGAACAGUGCAAAUUAGACGAGGAGAACCCCACGGCCGGUGAUUACGAGCUUUGGACCCCACAGCACCCAAUUCUAGAUGACCAACAGCAAUGUCUGUUUGGGCACGUUGCUGAGUAUCACCGCAAGAAACGUGAUUCAAAAUGCUUCAACGGAAUGAAGAUUGAUCAUUUGCACGAAAUCAAGGAGAACUGUUCCUGCACUCGACGCGAUUUCGAGUGCGACUUCAAUUUCGAACGCCUCCCUGGCGGAGAAUGCAAACGCAUCGAAGGACUGGAACUCCCCGAUGCGCAAGCAGUCUGCAAAAAUAAAGGCGUUAAAGAAUACUGGGAAAUCACUGGCUACCGCAAGAUCCCCAUUUCAACGUGCGUGGGCGGCAAAGAAAUGGAACACACAUCCAGAAACCACCCAUGUCCUGGCUACGAAGACGAAUUCCAAAAGAAACAUGGUAUCACCGGCUUCGGACUUUCCAUGGCUAUCGUCAUUCCCUUCAUCACGGCUGGUGGCAUCGGGUACUACAUUUGGCGCAACUGGGAUGGGAAGUUUGGUCGCAUUAGAUUAGGCGAUAACGUCCCAUCGCUUGAUAGCGAAAGUCCUUGGGUUAGCUGGCCGGUGGCGGCGAUCUCGGGGCUCGUGGCUGUAGUGGCGGCGGUGCCGUUGUUGAUCGGGAGUCUGUGGAAGAUGGUGAGUUCAAGAUUCGGAGGAUAUGGUGGACGAACAUAUACAAGUAGGAGUUCAUUUGCGAGAGGGAGAGGGGACUAUGCAGUUGUGGAUCCUGAUGAAGGGGAGCUUUUGGGGGAGGAUAGCGACGAGGAUGUGUAGUGGAGUAUCGUGUAAUUUUGAGCGCUAGGCACAAGGGGUUGGUAUUCGUUCACUAGUUUGGGUCUACAAAGUAGUCUAGAUUUUUUUUUUUUUUUUUUUUUUUUUUUUU